AUGUCUGGACACAUCUCAUCCGACCACUCUCGCUCGGCUUCACGGUCGUCCCAGACACCACGCCUGUCUCAGGGACAGACUCGCGAUUCGAUGCCUCGCCACUCCUUCGGUCGCACUUCACGCGUCUCCAACCCCAAUGUCUUCUCGGACGAAUACUCCCUGGAACCCAUCGAUGCCGACCAGAUCGACCGCGCCCCUAGCCCCGCCUCUAUUGCCUCCUCCACGACUCUCCGAUCGAUCCAUCACCCUCAGAAGACGGUCAGCACGGCAACGACGGAAAAUGAGAACCCCUUUGGUGAUGACGCCCGGGUCUCCUUCGAGGAGGCCCACCGAUCAAGUCUACCCCAGAAGGGGGUAGGCAACUUCGCCAACAACCGUAAUUCUGUCAACUCAGUCAACAACUCUCCCUUCGCAGUCCAGCGAAAUCAAAGCGUGUCUUCCCGUUUCUCGAUACCCCGGGCCCUGAGCCCCUACACCGGAGCCACCGGUCCCAGUCACCCUUAUGGCAUGUAUCCUCAGGUGGGCGUUAGUCGGUCACCCAGUGUCGGAAGUACAUCUACUAUCCGUCAACCCGAUCGCCCCCUGAGCGAAACAAAUGGCCCCCAGCACCCUUAUGCGAUGUAUACCCAGAACGUCGUUGAGGAAGGGAUGGAUGACGACGUCAUCCCGGUCGGCUUCCCUGGACACAACCCACCAUAUCAACCACCCCCUAGCCGUCGCGAUGAUGAUGUAGGGGACAUUAUCGGACCAGACGGUCACACGGAACCACUACCACCUUACUCAAGAUAUCCAACAGGGGUGAUUCCGAAGCCUCCAACCCCAGAGAAUAUGGCCGACAUGAAUCACUCGCCAGAAGACCACCAGCAGCUUAAUUCCCUUUCAAGGGAGCCGCCCGUCUCGGAAACAUCCUCAAGGGCUCUCGUUGCUGAUUAUUCCGGAAGCUCCGGGAACAACGGAAACAAUGGGAAUAAUGAUCGCAGUGGGGGCCAAAGAGCGGGCGCGGCGACGGGUAUCAUGGCUUUUGAGGAGAAGCUCAAGCAGAAAGGGAAGAAGACCGCAUGCUGCGGACUUCCCGUUUGGACUCUUGUUCUCAUCUGCACAGUUAUGUUGAUCGGAGGUUCCAUUGGAGGUGUCAUCGGCGGUGUCCUGGGCACAAAACGCGCCGCGGAAGCCGACAAGCAAGCGGAGGCUCAAACGAGCGGUCCCCAUAUUGUCACAGUAACUGCGUCUCCUCAAAAGGACUACUCUACGAUGACAAGUACUCCCACCAACCUUCGUUCGGCGCCGACUGGCACAUUCUACGUUCCUGCAAUGCUGAAGAACUCGUCGGGCAUGUGUGUCGAGGAUGACACACUGAAGAGUGCGUGGAUGUGCAUGAACAAGCCGAAUAAUAUCGAGAUUACCAUUGAUGAGGGUAGCAAUGGUCAUCACUCUAUCAUUUUCCCCAACCCUACGCCAACAUCGAGCUAUACCUAUGGCCCUCAGCCGCCCUACAUGACCCAGCCUACCAUUCCAUUGGGCAUGGCGAUUGAUACCAGCGACACCAGUCUAGGUCCUGCUCUUUUCUUCGUUGCCAAAUUUGAUAAGCUAGUUGUCGUUCCGGAGUCAAAGUUCCAGGGCAGUUCGAUAUCGGCUCGGUCAUGGCCGGGAGACGAUUCCUUCGUGUCUAGCCUACUUAGCCGCAAGGGAGUUGCACAGCCUGGUGAAAAGCCUUGGUUCUGCUGGUGGAAUCAAACACAGAUGGAGUUCUUCAUCUAUGUCAACCAAACGACAUCAGACACUUCCACCGACGCCACUGCCACCACUGAUGGCGAUAUGACUGCCAGCACCGCAACCGCACAUUUGAAACGGGAUGACCCGAUCUCAGACUACCCACGAAAGAUCAAGUGGGAUGAACGCCGGGACCAAGCAGGAGCAUCCGCUCCUUAUUGCCAACAAAUGCAAGUGGACUCUUUAGGCCAUGCAUCGCCUAUCCCCGAAAAUGUCAUAAGUAUUAAAGAGAAUGAGCCUACCCCGACAACAACAUAUAUCAACAGUGAAGGGGGCUCUCAGACAUACACGGCGAGGGCGCAAUACGCCACGCCCUGUUAUUGUCUCUCUUUCAGCGAUUAA
Penicillium argentinense is the source of this 2112-nucleotide messenger RNA. RefSeq lists its product as uncharacterized. The transcript has a single exon. NCBI's taxonomy places the organism in Eukaryota, Fungi, Ascomycota, Eurotiomycetes, Eurotiales, Aspergillaceae. Bases 1 to 2112 code for a protein of 703 amino acids. The record is from RefSeq and is a predicted model, not a curated record.